AUGGAGGAAAAGGAGAAACCGGGAGCUUUACAGAAGCUUGGUGAUUUAUGCUGUCCGUGUAUAAGCAAAUCAAAAGAUAAAAGUGAAAAUGUCGAAAAAAAGACUAGUAUAGGAAGAAAGAACGAAAAAAGUAACGACGCGAAAAAUAAAGAGAAGGAAAAGCGUAAGAAAGAAAAUAAGCUGAAAUAUGAACAAAAGCAGAAAGAAGAAGAAAAGAGGAAUGAAUCAGAUAAAAAGAAGGAUGAUAAAAGAAAAGAGGAGGAAAAGCUACGUAAAGAAGAGAAGCUAAAAGAAGAAAAAAUGAAAGAACAACAACAGAAAGAAGAGGAAAUAAGAAGAAAAGAAGAAGAGUUACGAAAAGAAGAAGAGAGAAGGAAAGAAAAGUUAAAAGAGGAACAGAGAGAGAGACAAGAGGAAGAAAAUUCUAAAAAGCAAGAAGGAAAAAGAAUGGAAGAAGAAAAAAAUAAAGAUGAAGAGAAAAAGAAAGCCGAAGAGAAAAAGAUGGCUGAAGAAAAAAAGAAAGCUGAAGAGAAAAAGGAAGCUGAAGAGGAAAAGAUAGCUGAAGAGAAAAAGAUAGCUGAAGAGAAAAAGAUAGCUGAAGAGAAAAAGAAAGCUGAGGAGAAAAAGAUUGCCGAAGAGAAAAGGAAAGCUGAGGAGAAAAAGAUUGCCGAAGAGAAAAAGUUGGCCGAAGAAAAAAAGAUUGCCGAAGAGAAAAGGAAAGCUGAGGAGAAAAAGAUUGCCGAAGAGAAAAAGAUGGCCGAAGAGAAAAAGAUGGCCGAAGAGAAAAAGAUGGCCGAAGAUGAAAAGAUAGCUGAAGAGAAAAAGAAAGCUGAAGAGAAAAAAAUAGCCGAAGAGAAAAAGGUAGCAGAAGAGAAAAAGAAAGCCGAAGAGAAAAAGAAAGCUGAAGAGAAAACUGAGAACGCUAAAAAAGUCAAAUCUACUAAAAAUGUAGACAAGAAAAAUGAUAAAUCAUCUACAAACGUAUCGCCUACGGGCAGUGCGGCAAAAGUAGAAGAAGGGACGGAUGCAUUGUUAGAGGAUGAAGCCAAUAAAGAAAAAGGUUCUGGAAAAGAGACAUCCUCUGCAAAAGAAAUUCACUGGGAAGUCCAUAAAAUCCACUUGGGAGGCAAGGGUGAUAUUUAA
Messenger RNA from Uloborus diversus, 1143 nucleotides. RefSeq names its product golgin subfamily A member 6-like protein 22. The transcript has 3 exons. Lineage: Eukaryota; Metazoa; Arthropoda; Arachnida; Araneae; Uloboridae. The coding region runs from base 1 to 1143 and encodes 380 amino acids. The record is from RefSeq and is a predicted model, not a curated record.